GCGGCUCUGUGGGUUCAUUACGCCACAAGGUCUCCUGCACAGGUCACGGCGCGGUUCACAACUUUUUCAUGUUUGUUCGUUCAGCACUUUCUGUUUUUUGCCCCUACGAUGUGCGCGUGCAUGUCUGAAUCUUAACGUUGCUAGAGAAGAACGUCUCCUGUAAACAGAAGAGUGCAUGGGAUGCGCACAGGUGUCCUGCGCUCCUCCUGGCUACAAGCAGAUCCCUCACCUCGACGUUGGCCGCGAGCAGACGGGGAAAGCGGCGUGCUUGAAGCGGGGAGCGCGACGGCCGCCGCCGAGCGACGAGAUGGACGAGCACGAAAAGGGGCGCGAGGCGCUCGUCGUGCGAAGAACCCGCCUGCAGAGCCCGCGCCUCAGCCGCCGACAGUGGAACAAGCUGCACAUCCUAAUACAUUGCAUGGUAAAACAACUGGAGGCCUCAGAUGUAGACUUUGAUGAAUUGAAAAAGAAUCUUAUUUACACAGCAUCUCUGCUUGAAGCUGUUUAUAUUGAUGAAACCAGACAAAUAUUGGAUAUUGAAGAUGAUUUACAAGAGUUGCGCUCAGACACAGUUCCUACAGAGGUACGGGACUGGCUUGCCUCUACCUUCACGCAGAAAUCUCGUCCAGCAGGGCGCUGCUCUGAGGAGAAACCAAAAUUCCGAAGCAUUGUUCAUGCUGUGCAGGCUGGGAUUUUUGUUGAGAGAAUGUUUCGGAAAGCCUAUUCUGCUGCUAUUCCCAGUCAGUCCUCAGCCGUACUUCACUGUCUCAGGAACAUUGACAGAUGGAACUUCGACAUUUUUGCAUUAAAUACAGCAAGUGGGGACCACGCCCUGAAGACCAUAGUCAUUGAACUUUUGACAAGACAUGGACUGAAUAGUCGAUUUAAGAUACCUAUUGCAUUUUUAAUAUCCUUCCUUGAUGCUUUGGAAACUGGAUACAACAAACAUCAGAAUCCCUAUCACAACCAGAUGCAUGCUGCAGAUGUCACUCAAACAGUACAUUGUAGCCUUUUGGCCACAGGUUUAGUGCAUUGGCUAAAAGAGCUAGAGAUCUUGGCGGUGUUGUUUGCAGCAGCAAUUCAUGACUUUGAGCACACCGGUACAACAAACAACUUCCAUAUUCAAACAAGGUCUGAACAUGCCAUGAUCUACAAUGAUCGAUCUGUUCAGGAGAGCCACCAUGUCAGUGCAGCUUACCGACUUAUGCAAGAUGAUGAGAUGAACAUCUUCAUAAACCUUUCCAGGGAGGAAUGGAUAGAGUUGCGAGGCUUGGUUAUUGAAAUGGUGUUGGCAACAGACAUGUCCUCUCAUCUAAUGCAGGUGAAAUCCAUGAAGACAUGCCUCCAACAGCUGGAGAGGAUUGAAAAGCCCAGUGCUAUGUCAUUACUAUUACAUACUGCAGAUAUCAGCCAUCCUAGCAAACCAUGGCGAUUGCAUGCUCGUUGGACUAAGACAUUAAUGGAGGAGUUCUUCAAACAGGGAGACAAAGAGGCAGAACUGGGGUUGCCAUUCUCUCCUCUCUGUGAUCGCAAAUCCACUAUGGUCGCUCAGUCUCAAAUUGGCUUUAUUGACUUUAUCGUAGAUCCCACAUUAUCCUUACUGACCGACAUGGCAGAGAAGAUCAUAAUACCAUUGGUUCAAGAAAGCCCUGUACCACCUGAACCAGGCAAAUUGUAUAGCUCACUUUGGAAAGAGAACACCCAGAAUGUGGAAUGGAACCUAGGCCAUAUGACUUCCGCACUUGACAAUUUCAGGACCACCUGGAGCCACUUCACGCACAUGAACAAGCGGGAAUGGAAGGACCGAGCAGCCAAUGGAUCUGUUGACCAGACUUCAAUUGAUGAACUGACACUAAAUGAAGAAGAGAUCUCUGAAGAAGACCCUGCAUUAAUUCUUAAAAAAGACUAGUUGAAGUAAAGAAAAUUGUUGCUGUGUCAGCACUAAGAUUCCAUUAUGGCAUCAUAGCUAAAUGACUGAAUGCAUUACAUAACAUUUAAAAAUAUAUUACUCUAUAUGUCUGCAGAAUGUUAUUAUAUAAAGAGUAGACCCACAAACCAUUACUACAUAAUAACUAAGGUUUAUUAAAGAUAAAUUUAUGUAUUGCAUAUACAGUAUGUACGUUGGAAGUGGAAAUCUGAAACUUGCUGUAUUUCAUUUGGCAACUAGCUGGAUUCUCUAGACCUUUGGUAUGUAAAUAAAUGUAAAAAUGACA
Molecule: messenger RNA, 2213 nt
Organism: Polypterus senegalus (gray bichir)
Lineage: Eukaryota; Metazoa; Chordata; Cladistia; Polypteriformes; Polypteridae
Product: calcium/calmodulin-dependent 3',5'-cyclic nucleotide phosphodiesterase 1B-like
Exons: 14
Coding region: 176-1909 (577 amino acids)
Biological process (GO): signal transduction
Molecular function (GO): 3',5'-cyclic-nucleotide phosphodiesterase activity
Source: RefSeq, a predicted model, not a curated record